Molecule: messenger RNA, 336 nt
Organism: Enterobius vermicularis (human pinworm)
Lineage: Eukaryota; Metazoa; Nematoda; Chromadorea; Rhabditida; Oxyuridae
Source: the annotation of a GenBank genome assembly
AUGAAACUGCUUCUGUUUGUGCUCUUAUAUUUGUAUGUAAUAAGCCUUGUAGAUGGUACUGACUUCGCACCACCAAUAAAUCUUAUAAGACGUCUGAAAAGACAAUUUCCGUAUGGAGGCUACGGAGGUUAUGGUGGUUAUGGAGGCUAUGGAAGAGGAGGUGGCUUUGGAGGAUAUCCUUCUAUCUAUAAUCCAUACGGUGGCGGUUUCGGCGGUAAUUACGGCGGCGGUUACGGUGGUGGUUAUGGAGGCGGUUAUGGCUCUGGCUACGGCGGUUAUGGCUCUGGCUACGGCGGUUACGGCGGUUUUGAAAGAUACGGCAGUGGUGAACUGUAG